This is a messenger RNA of Callorhinchus milii (elephant shark), 2145 nucleotides long. Its product is annotated as voltage-dependent T-type calcium channel subunit alpha-1I-like. The record is from RefSeq and is a predicted model, not a curated record. Gene Ontology annotation, molecular function: voltage-gated sodium channel activity; low voltage-gated calcium channel activity. Gene Ontology annotation, cellular component: neuron projection; plasma membrane; voltage-gated sodium channel complex. The transcript is spliced from 15 exons. The annotation marks the transcript as partial. Lineage: Eukaryota; Metazoa; Chordata; Chondrichthyes; Chimaeriformes; Callorhinchidae. Gene Ontology annotation, biological process: positive regulation of calcium ion-dependent exocytosis; calcium ion import; membrane depolarization during action potential.
AUCUAAAGGCCGGCUCCAUCGCCGUGACCCCCAAUGGCCACCUGGAAGCUUCUCCGACCCGGAGCCAGCCGGUGGGAUAUUCCCGGAGUUCCCUGCACCACGUUCCCAGCUCCCGGAGAAGCAGCCUCACCUCUCUCAGCCGCGGAAACUUCGACCAGAAAUCUUUGACCAGCGGGCGCAGCUCUCACUACCUCCCCUGGGGGGCUGGGGGCAGUCGUCGUUCCAGCUGGACCAGCAUCGGACGCUCCUCGAGCCUGAAACGCAAGCCCCCGAGCGGGGAAUACGAGUCGCUGCUGUCGGGGGAGGAGCGGCGAACACCGGGCAGUGAGGGCGAAGACCCCCAACUCCUCCCCGCCCAACCCCCAGACCCCCGCAAGUCUCGCCGGGCCCUUUCGCUGGACACCCAGGAGCCCUGCCAGCUUCCGCGGACCCCCGGCUCCCAGCCCCACCCUCCGCACAGGAAGGUCAGCCUCUCCCCCACCCCCAGGAACUGCAACGGGGAAACCCCCCGCCUCGUCAAGGAGGUUUUCCCCAGGGUCAACGCCAGGAACGAGAGGGCGGGCGACGAGGACGAGAUCGAUUAUAGCCUGUGGUUCCGAGUUCAGAAGAUGAUGGAGGUCUACAAGCCGGCCUGGUGCGAGAGCCGGGAGCAUUGGUCAGUCUACCUGUUUUCCCCUCAGAACAGGUUCCGGCUUCUGUGCCAGAUGAUUGUCGCUCACAAGCUGUUUGACUAUGUGGUCCUGGCCUUCAUCUUCCUCAACUGCAUCACCAUCGCCCUGGAGAGGCCUGAGAUCGCACAGCCCAGCACCGAACGUCUUUUCCUCAGUGUCUCCAACUACAUCUUCACAGCGAUCUUCGUGGCUGAGAUGGCUUUGAAGGUCAUCUCCAUGGGCUUUUACGUUGGCGACCAGGCCUACCUGAGGAGCAGCUGGAACAUCCUAGAUGGCUUCCUGGUCUUCGUGUCGCUCAUCGACAUCGUGGUGUCGCUGGCCUCGGCGGGCGGGGCCAAGAUCUUAGGGGUCCUGCGCGUCCUCAGGCUCCUCAGGACCCUCCGGCCCCUCAGGGUGAUCAGCCGAGCCCCGGGCCUGAAGCUGGUGGUGGAGACCCUGAUCUCUUCCCUGAAGCCCAUCGGGAACAUCGUGCUCAUCUGCUGUGCCUUCUUCAUCAUCUUCGGCAUCCUCGGAGUCCAGCUCUUCAAAGGCAAGUUUUUCUGCUGUCAGGGAGAGGACACGCGCAAUGUCACCAACCGCUCCGACUGUUUGUUGGCGAACUACAAGUGGGUCCAUCACAAGUACAACUUCGACAACCUCGGACAGGCGCUGAUGUCUCUGUUUGUUCUGGCCUCGAAGGACGGUUGGGUUAACAUCAUGUACAACGGGUUGGAUGCCGUAGCCAUCGAUCAGCAGCCCAUCACGAACCACAACCCCUGGAUGCUCCUCUACUUCAUCUCCUUCCUGCUGAUCGUCAGUUUCUUUGUGCUGAACAUGUUCGUGGGGGUCGUGGUGGAGAACUUCCACAAGUGCCGGCAGAACCAGGAGGCCGAGGAAGCCAAGCGCCGCGAGGAGAAGCGCCUGCGGAGGCUGGAGAAGAAACGCAGGAGGGCUCAGCGGUUGCCCUACUACGCCUCGUACUGUCCAGUGCGUCUCUUCAUCCACACCCUGUGCACCAGCCACUACCUCGACCUCUUCAUCACCUUCAUCAUCUGCAUCAACGUCAUCACCAUGUCCCUGGAGCACUACAACCAGCCCACGUCGCUGGAGGUGGCUCUGAAAUACUGCAACUACAUGUUCACCACCACCUUCGUGGUGGAGGCAAUCCUCAAACUGGUCGCCUUCGGAUUGAGGAGGUUCUUCAAAGACAGGUGGAAUCAGCUGGACUUGGCCAUUGUGUUGCUAUCAGUGAUGGGCAUCACAUUGGAAGAGAUUGAGAUCAGAGCUGCUUUGCCGAUUAACCCCACUAUCAUCCGCAUCAUGAGGGUCCUCCGCAUCGCCCGAGUGCUGAAACUGCUGAAGAUGGCCACUGGGAUGAGAGCUCUCCUGGACACAGUAGUGCAAGCUCUUCCGCAGGUGGGAAACCUCGGUCUCCUCUUCAUGCUGUUAUUUUUUAUCUACGCUGCACUGGGGGUUGAGCUGUUUGGCAGAUUAG